AUGGCCCGUGGGAAAUUGAUAGUGUUCGAAGGGUUGGAUCGCGCAGGAAAGUCAACACAAUGCAAGAUGUUGGUUGAGGGACUCCAAAAGGAUGGCUUGAAGGUGCGACAUAUUAGAUUUCCCGAUAGAACCACACCAAUCGGACAAAUGAUCAACAGUUAUCUCAGUGGGCAAAGUGAGCAAGAGGAUCAUGUGAUUCACCUGCUUUUCUCUGCGAAUCGGUGGGAGUUAGCAGCAUCUAUCCAAACAGACCUCUCCGCAGGAAUAACUAUCGUGAUUGACCGUUACUAUUACUCUGGGUGCGUGUACUCCGCAGCAAAAAACAAUCCAAGUCUGGACCUCACAUGGGCGCGGCAUCCUGAGGAAGGUCUUCCACGUCCUGAUCUUUGCCUUUUUCUUGACAUCUCGGCCGAGGAUGCGGCAAAGCGAGGUGGUUAUGGGACGGAGAAA
Molecule: messenger RNA, 450 nt
Organism: Lindgomyces ingoldianus
Lineage: Eukaryota; Fungi; Ascomycota; Dothideomycetes; Pleosporales; Lindgomycetaceae
Product: P-loop containing nucleoside triphosphate hydrolase protein
Exons: 3
Biological process (GO): dTTP biosynthetic process; dTDP biosynthetic process; dUDP biosynthetic process
Cellular component (GO): nucleus; cytosol; cytoplasm
Molecular function (GO): ATP binding; dTMP kinase activity
Source: RefSeq, a predicted model, not a curated record